Messenger RNA from Megalops cyprinoides (Indo-Pacific tarpon), 4321 nucleotides. RefSeq names its product coatomer subunit beta'-like. Gene Ontology annotation, cellular component: COPI vesicle coat. The record is from RefSeq and is a predicted model, not a curated record. The coding region runs from base 90 to 4049 and encodes 1319 amino acids. NCBI's taxonomy places the organism in Eukaryota, Metazoa, Chordata, Actinopteri, Elopiformes, Megalopidae. The transcript has 22 exons. Gene Ontology annotation, biological process: endoplasmic reticulum to Golgi vesicle-mediated transport; retrograde vesicle-mediated transport, Golgi to endoplasmic reticulum; intra-Golgi vesicle-mediated transport. Gene Ontology annotation, molecular function: structural molecule activity; protein binding.
GCUCCACGUCGUCAGAGAGGUCCACUUUUGCUGAUUAUUGUCUGUGGACGCGGUUACAUUAAAGGGAACCUACUGGCAUCGAAAAAAACAUGCCUCUCAGACUGGAUAUCAAGCGAAAGCUGACGGCUCGCUCGGACCGUGUAAAAAGCGUGGACCUGCAUCCAACUGAGCCAUGGAUGCUUGCCAGCCUGUACAAUGGCAGCGUCUGCGUGUGGAACCACGAGACACAGACCCUUGUUAAGACCUUUGAGGUGUGUGACCUUCCAGUGAGAACCUCUAAGUUUGUCGCCAGGAAGAACUGGGUCCUCGCUGGAGCAGAUGACAUGCAGAUUCGCGUGUUCAACUACAACACCCUGGAGCGUGUGCACAUGUUCGAAGCACACUCAGACUACAUCCGCUGCAUCGCUGUGCAUCCCACGCAGCCAUACAUCCUCACCAGCAGUGAUGACAUGCUGAUCAAGCUCUGGGACUGGGAGAAGAAGUGGUCCUGCAGCCAGGUCUUUGAGGGACACACACACUACGUCAUGCAGAUCGUCAUCAACCCCAAAGACAAUAACCAGUUUGCCAGCGCUUCCCUUGAUAGGACUAUCAAGGUGUGGCAGCUGGGUUCCUCCUCCCCAAACUUCACGCUGGAGGGCCAUGAGAAAGGAGUCAACUGCAUUGACUACUACAGUGGGGGGGACAAACCCUACCUCAUCUCCGGGGCCGACGACCGGCUGGUGAAGAUCUGGGACUACCAGAAUAAGACAUGUGUGCAGACGCUGGAGGGCCACGCCCAGAACGUCUCGUGUGUCAGCUUCCACCCGGAGCUGCCCAUUGUCAUCACUGGCUCAGAGGAUGGUACUGUGCGUAUCUGGCACGCGAGCACGUAUCGGCUGGAGAGCACGCUGAACUACGGCAUGGAAAGGGUGUGGUGCGUGUGCAGCAUGCGGGGCUCCAACAGUGUGGCGCUGGGCUACGACGAGGGGAGCAUCAUCAUAAAGCUUGGACGGGAGGAGCCAGCCAUGUCCAUGGACAGCAAUGGGAAGAUCAUCUGGGCCAAGCACUCUGAGGUCCAGCAGGCCAACCUGAAGGCCAUGGGCGACGCCGAGAUCAAGGACGGGGAGCGGCUGCCCCUGGCAGUUAAAGACAUGGGCAGCUGCGAGAUCUAUCCGCAGACCAUCCAGCACAACCCUAAUGGCAGGUUUGUGGUGGUGUGUGGAGAUGGAGAGUACAUCAUCUACACAGCCAUGGCGCUGAGGAACAAGAGCUUUGGUUCAGCGCAGGAGUUCGCCUGGGCCCAUGACUCCUCCGAGUACGCCACCCGGGAAAGUAACAACGUGGUGAAAAUCUUCAAGAACUUUAAGGAGAAGAAGUCUUUCAAACCAGACCUUGGAGCAGAAGGUAUAUACGGCGGGUACCUGCUGGGAGUUAGGUCAGUGAGCGGGUUGGCGUUUUAUGACUGGGAGAACACCCAGCUGAUCCGACGCAUUGAGAUACAGCCCAGGCAUAUUUUCUGGUCAGACUCUGGUGAGCUGGUGUGCAUCGCCACCGAGGAGUCUUUUUUCAUCCUCAAGUACCUGUCUGACAAGGUGGCGGCCGCACAGGAAUGCAGUGAGGGUGUGACAGAUGACGGCAUCGAGGACGCUUUUGAAGUCCUUGGUGAGAUUCAGGAAGUAGUGAAGACAGGACUCUGGGUGGGAGACUGUUUCAUCUACACGAGCUCAGUCAACAGACUCAACUACUUUGUGGGUGGAGAAAUCGUUACCAUUGCUCACCUGGACAGGACCAUGUAUCUGCUGGGCUACAUCCCCAAGGAUGACCGCCUCUACCUUGGAGACAAGGAACUAAACAUUGUGAGUUACUCGCUGCUGGUGUCUGUGUUGGAGUACCAGACAGCGGUCAUGCGCAGGGACUUUGCUAUGGCCGACAAGGUACUGCCCACCAUCCCCAAGGAACAAAGGACCCGGGUGGCCCAUUUCCUGGAGAAACAGGGCUUCAAACAGCAGGCGCUGGCAGUGUCUAUGGACCCAGAGCACCGCUUUGAGUUAGCACUGCAGCUGGGGGAGCUCAAGAUCGCCUACCAGCUCGCUGUGGAAGCAGAGUCUGAACAGAAGUGGAAGCAGCUGGCUGAGCUGGCCAUCGGCAAGAGCCAGUUUGGGCUGGCGCAGGAGUGCCUCCACCAAGCCCAGGACUACGGCGGACUGCUGCUGCUGGCCACAGCCUCUGGCAAUGCCACCAUGGUGGCCAAGCUGGCACAGGGCGCAGAGCGUGACGGCAAGAACAACGUGGCCUUUUUGACCUACUUCCUGCAGGGGAAACUGACCAACUGUCUGGAGAUCCUGAUCCGGACAAACCGCCUGCCAGAGGCCGCUUUCCUGGCUCGCACGUACCUGCCCAGCCAGGUUUCCAGAGUGGUGAAGCUGUGGCGAGAGAGCCUGUCCAAGGUGAACCAGAAGGCAGCCGAGUCAUUGGCUGACCCCUCCAACUACGAGAAUCUGUUCCCUGGGCUGAGGGAGGCCUACGUGGCUGAGCAGUUCCUGAAAGAGACUGCAAAGGCGCGGCCAGCAGCAGACUACCCCCUCGUCACACCUAAUGAGGAGAGGACUGUCCUGGAAGAGGCCAGAGGCUACGAGCCCAAAGGAGUCCCUACAGCAACAGAAGUGGCUGAGGUCAGUGAGGAGGCCACUGUAGUAGCAGCAGCAGCAGCAGCAGCUGUUGACCUUGUAACCGCAGAAGCGGAUGCCCCAGCUGUCGCAGAGGUGGAAGCUCCUGCUGCAGAAGUGGAAGCUGCUGUCGGGGAAGUGGAAGCUCCCGCUGUCACGGAGUUGGAAGCUUACGCUGUCGCAGACGUGGAAGUGGAAGCUCCUGUCAUUGCGGAAGUGGAGGUGGAGGUUCCCAUUGUUGCCAAACCUCCGGUCAUCACAGAGCCAGAAGCUCCCAUUGUCGCAGAAUUGGAAGCUCCCAUUGUCACAGAAGUGGAAGCACCACUUGUGGAAGUGGAAGCUCCUGUCAUUGCGGAAGUUCCUGUCAUUGCAGAAUCGGAAGCUCCAGUUGUGGAAGUGGAAGCUCCCGUCAUUGCAGAAUUGGAACAUGCUGUUGUCACAGAAGUAGAAGCACCUGUUGCAGAAGUGGAAGUUCCUCUUGUUGUGGAAGCUCCUGUCGCAGAAGUGGAAGUUCCUGUUGCAGAAGUGGAAGCACCUGUUGCAGAAGUGGAAGUUCCUGUUGUUGCGGAAGCUCCUGUUGCAGAAGUGGAAGUUCCUGUUGCAGAAGUGGAAGUUCCUGUUGCAGAAGUGGAAGUUCCUGUUGCAGAAGUGGAAGGUCCUGUUGUUGCGGAAGCUCCUGCCAUCACUGAAUCGGAAGCUGCUGUUGUGGAAGUGGAAGUUCCCGUCAUUGCUGAAGAGGAAGCUCCUGUUGUCGCAGAGUUGGAGCCUCUUGCCAAGGAAGUGGAACCUCAUGCCAUGGAAAUGGAAGCUCCUGUAACCACAGACAUAGAAGCUCCUGUUGUGGAAGUGGAAUCUCCUGGCAUCAUGGAAGUGGAAGUUCCUGUUGUGGAAGCGGAUGCUCCCAUUCUCACAGAAGUAGAAGCUCCCGUUGUUGCAGAAGCGGAAGCUCCCGUUGUUGCAGAAGCGGAAGCUCCCGUUGUAACAGAAGCAGAAGUUCCAGUCAUUGCAGGAGUGGAAGCCCCCCUUUCUGUGGAAGUUCCUGACGUCGCAGAAGUGGAUGUCCCCCCUCCUGAGGAAGUGCCUGUCGUCGCGGAAGUAGGAGCUACUAGCGUCACUGAAAUAGAAGUUCCUGACCCUUUGGAGGUGAUUACCCACUCUGUUGCACCUGCCACAGCACUGGCCGCACCAGAACAUACCCUUGUAGUGCCAGAGAUGCCAGCUGCUCUGGCACCGGAACCAGUGGAAGAAAUAAGUGAAGCACACAAAGACCCAUCAGUUGAGGGAUCUGCGCUCCAGCCUAAAGACGAGGCCCUCUUCGACCUGGAUGAUGAUUUGGAUGACUUUGAUCUGGAGGGUAUCGACACAUCAGAUGUCAACCUGGAUGACGACUUCCUGGAUGUCUAAAAUCCUCACAGAGCAUCAACAUUACGAGACCAAACUCUUUAUAUUUAUACUUCUGUCAUUUUCACUUUGAAAGGGAAGGGUACAGGGAAGGGAGAGGGGCAUAGUUGGUAGAUUAGUGGUACCAUGAAGUGCCAAUACCUCAUUUUUCAAUACGCUGCAUUUUUGUACUUUAAAUGGGAACCCUGGGACUUGCACACUAUUGAUGUGCAUUAAGGUGCAUUCUGUUCUGCGCACAUGUGCAGGAUACUGUAGAACACAAUUACCUCUAAAUA